UGUCACGCCUGACGUUACUAACCCGCCUCUGGUAUUUGCAGUCCGACGCAUUCGAUUGCUUCCACCUCGUUCGAUGAACAUCACAAUAAUUCGAUCGAUGCGAUGCGUUUCCAGACACAGCAACAACAACAACAACAACCACUACAACAGCAGCUACAACAACCACUACAACAACAGCAGCCACAACAACAAAUGGUUAGCGGCAAUGCUGCAUUGGGAGGAAUGGGUAUGGGGGUAAGCGCUGAUUUAGGUGUUGGCGCGCCAGUAGUUAUGCUGCCAGAUGCAAAUGCAGCGGCUGACACCACACCACCAGCACUAAAUAACAUCCACGCCACACAUUUGACUAACAACGAUUACACGGCAACGGAUGGCUGCGCAGAUGGCGCUCAGUCAGCGCCGGUCUUACAUUCGAUGCCUAGCGCCGACUUGCCGCUUGCGGUGCCAAUUUACAACAGCGUAGCUCCCGAUACAAGCAUUCAAAGCUAUGUAACAACUCAAUCACAACUGCCACAGUCCUUGCCCGAUAGUGGCACGUUAUUUCCACACUUGACGCCAACCCUACCAACAGUAAGUACCGCGACUGGUGGUAUAGGCAAUAUGAGUGCCACUAACUACCUGCAACUAACGCUCAGUCAGCACCAUCAGCUUGCCCAGCUGCAAAUGAAUAGCAAUGGCAUAAUGCAGCUACCUCCGCUACCGCCGCUGCCGUCUUACAACACAGCCGCUCAGUCGCCGUUGCCACCGCCAUCGCUGCUGCCGCCCGCCAGCGCCAUUAGCACUUCGCCACAACCCUCUGCAUUGCUACCGCUCAUAAUGCCGCCAACUUCCAUUACAGCGCUGAGCCAGCAGCAACAACAACAGCUGCAGCAGCCACAACUAUCACCGCUAAUGCAGUCAUCGAUUAUGUCGCCGCAGCAAAGCAGUAACCAUGCACCCACAGCUGCCAUGCAGUCGCCACGUGCCAGCACACCUACUUUGCACUCGCCGCAAACGAUGGGCUCCUACUCGCAGUCACAGUCGCCGGCAGCGCAUCAGUUUGGUGCGCUCUCGCCAAUGAGUCAAUGUGGCACACCUCAGCCAUUGGCGCCGCCGCCCUUGAACAUACACGCCGUUCAAGAGGCGAAGGAGAAGCUGAAGCAAGAGAAAAAGGAGAAGCAUGCAACGAAGAAGCUCAUAAAAGAGUUGGCUAUCUGCAAGACAUUGCUAGGGGAAAUGGAGCUGCAUGAAGAUUCGUGGCCAUUUUUAUUGCCAGUAAAUACUAAACAGUUUCCGACCUACCGUAAGAUUAUUAAAAAUCCCAUGGAUUUGUCCACAAUCAAGAAACGCAUACAGGACUUAACCUAUAAAAGUCGUGAAGACUUUUGCGUCGAUGUGCGCCAAAUAUUCGAUAAUUGUGAAAUGUUCAAUGAGGAUGAUUCGCCGGUCGGCAAAGCGGGUCAUGGAAUGCGCAAAUUUUUCGAAUUACGCUGGACUGAGUUGACUGAUAAGCACUCAUGAUAUCAAAUGCAUCACCACCUCAAGUAUUCUAGUGAUUAAGAGAAGCAACAAACAAAAAAAGCAGAACCAAUUAAUUAAAUAGAAAUAAAAAUAAAAUGUUGCAACAGUGAAAUUCCAAUUUAGUUGAGAAAAGGGAGAUUAAGAAAACAGGAAAAUGGAGAAUGCAAGCAAAAA
Messenger RNA from Rhagoletis pomonella (apple maggot), 1671 nucleotides. RefSeq names its product proline-rich protein 36-like. The record is from RefSeq and is a predicted model, not a curated record. Lineage: Eukaryota; Metazoa; Arthropoda; Insecta; Diptera; Tephritidae. Gene Ontology annotation, molecular function: protein binding. The transcript is spliced from 3 exons. The coding region runs from base 103 to 1497 and encodes 464 amino acids.